This is a messenger RNA of Magnolia sinica, 4821 nucleotides long. RefSeq names its product protein RNA-directed DNA methylation 3-like. The transcript is spliced from 16 exons. Gene Ontology annotation, molecular function: mRNA binding; structural constituent of ribosome. Bases 85 to 4566 code for a protein of 1493 amino acids. Lineage: Eukaryota; Viridiplantae; Streptophyta; Magnoliopsida; Magnoliales; Magnoliaceae. Gene Ontology annotation, biological process: regulation of transcription by RNA polymerase II; transcription elongation by RNA polymerase II; translation. The record is from RefSeq and is a predicted model, not a curated record. Gene Ontology annotation, cellular component: DSIF complex; ribosome.
UUCCCUGCUUCCACUCCAAAACCCCUCCCUCGCUCCCUCUCUCCCUCUGUCUCUGGGAUGUGAGUUUCUCUCGAUUGGAAGUAAAUGGCGCUCAAGGGAAAGGAAAUAGCGGGGAAAUCUUCCACGGGGAAGAGGAAAUCCGCUUCCAAAUCCUCCGAUGAUGCGGAGAAAUCCGGUUCUCGGAGAAAGAGAAGGCCCAACGUCAUGAAGUUCGUCGAUGAUGAGGCCGUUGACGCUGACUCCGACGGUGAAGAUGAAGGUGAUGGCAAAGAUGAAGAUGACCAAGAUUUUGUGGAUGACACCAAGUCAGAGAUGAAAGGCAAGAAUGAAUCUGGAAGAGCACACCAUCUUCCUUUUUUGCUGAAAGAAGAAGAAUUGAGUGAUGAGGAAUUGGAGAACUUACUCAAAAAGAGAUAUAGUCGUGACUCAGAGUAUGUUUCAUAUGCUGAUGAAAACAAAGAGACUAAAGAAUGCGAUGAUAAAGAAUCUUCCAUGCAUUCUAUGAAGGAUCCAACUGUCUGGAGGGUCAAAUGCAUGGUUGGACGUGAACGGUAUAUAGCAUUCUGUCUCAUCCAGAAGUAUGUGGAUGUGCAAACCCUUGGAACUAAGCUACAGAUAAUAUCUGCAUUUGCUCUCGAUCAUAUGAAAGGUUAUAUAUAUAUUGAAGCUGAUAGGGAGUUUGAUGUUGCUGAGGCAUGUAAAGGGGUUUCCAGCAUUUAUCCAAGCAAGAUGUCGCUUGUUCCCAAAAGUGAAGUUCCUCAUUUGCUGUCUGUUCAAAACCAAAAAAGUGAAGUUUCUAAGGGCACGUGGGUCCGCGUGAAGUUUGGAGUGUAUAAAGGGGACCUGGCACAGGUUGUGGCUGUUGAUGAUGCGCGGAAAAGAGCUACCAUAAAGCUGAUUCCAAGGAUCGAUCUACAAGCUAUGGCCCAAAAACUGGGCAGCGGAAUACCUGUGAAGCAAGCAGCAGUCCCCACGCCCCGUUUGAUUAGCUCUCGUGAACUUGAGGACUUUCAAGCUCAUAUUCAAUAUAGGCAAGAUCGACAAACUGGGGAAACUUUUCAGAUUCUUGAUGGGUUGAUGCUUAAGAAUGGUUAUUUGUACAAAAAGGUAUCCAUUGGAUCACUAGGUUGCUGGCAAGUACAGCCUUCACCUGAUGAGAUCCAGAAGUUUGAGGUAUCUGGUGAUACAUCCGAGUGUUCAGACUGGCUUUCAGCUAUUUACGGAGGACGGAGAAAAUCCUGUUCGGGGUUAGCUGAUAAAGGGACAGUUGAAACUUCGGAGGGUACUUCAGAGACCAAGGAAGGGGACAAUUUUGAGCUCCAUGAUCUUGUGUUGUUUGGUGCGAAAGAUUUUGGUGUUAUCUUAGGAGUAGAGAGCGACACUUUCCAGAUUCUAAAAGGUGACUCAGAAAGAGCAGAUACCGUGACUGUGAAUCUGUGGGAAAUAAAGAGUAGGUGCGCUGACAAGAAAUUCACAGCAGUGGACAUGCACAAGAAUAUCAUAAGCAUCAAUGACCGUGUCAUGGUUUUGGAAGGUCCAUUUAAGGGUCGCCAAGGAAUGGUUAAGCAUAUCUAUAGAGGCACUAUCUUUAUCCAUAACAGCAACCAAUCAGAGAAUAAUGGUUUCUUUUUUGCUAAAUCUGAGUUGUGUGAGAACAUUAAGGGUUCAACAGAUGGCCGUGAUGAACUGGAUGAUGGGACAGCCCCACCAGGUUUCGAGGAUUCCACAGCAACACCAAACACUCCCCAAUCCCCUAAAAGGCCAUACCAACGGAGGGAGGGCAACCGCACUUUCAGCAGCACUGACCAAGGGGAUAGAGACCGUACCUUCUCCAUUGGACAAACCUUGAGGAUCCGAAUAGGUCCUCUAAAGGGGCACCUCUGUCGUGUUGUGGCUGUAUAUCGCUCUGAUGUUACAGUCAAGCUGGAUUCUCAGCCAAAGGUUAUUAAAGUUAAUAGUGAGCACCUUUCUGAGGCUGGUACGAGGACUAUUGGAGGCUUAAAUAAGGAGUCUUGGCUUGAUUCAUCUACCUCUGGCUUUUUGGGGAACUUCACUGAUGCAGACCCUUUCAGUACCAUAUCUAGCAAUUAUAAUGAUGGAACUGGUGAAACAGCUGACCCUUGGGGAAGUGCCACAUUGGGAGGCGGAAAUCAAUCAAAUUGUUCUACUAAAGCCACGGAUAGCUGGAACAAAGCAACACCUGUAAGUGGAGAUCAGAGUGCAUCAUGGAAUAAAGCAAUGGAUGGAGACAAAGUUCCUGGUGCUACAAAAGAGCAAGCUGGUAGUUGGGGAAGUGAUGCACAUGCUUGGGAUAAAGCUACAGCUAAAACUAAUGAUGGUAACAGUGGGAUUGACAGCUGGCAGAAAAAGGUUCCAACUGGAGGUCAAGCGGGCGGUUGGAAUGAUGCGGGAAGCUGGGGCAAAGCAAAACCUGAAACCGAACAUCAGUCUGAUCUUCCAACUGAUGAAAUGGGUGGUUGGGAGAAAACAAAAGGUGCAGCUAACGAUCAAGCGGACUGUUGGAAAAAAUCAGAAAAUAACAGGGAUAAAGGGAAAACAGUUAUCCAAGAUAAUACGAAUUCUUGGGACAACGAGAAAGGUGGCCUUGGAAAUGAAACAAGCUCAUGGGGCAAAGCAGUGGACUGUCAAGGUAAGACGGAUAAGGAUGACCUGUGGGGCAAAUCUGCUGGCAGUUGGAAGGGAAUGGAAGGUUCUACUGGAAGUCAGGGGGGUUCUUGGAACAAUGCAACUGCUGGAAGAGAGAAUCAGGGAGGAGGUUGGGACAACACGGCUGGACGUGGAACCCAGCCAGAAAUUGGAAAUGGUGGACAAGCAGGCGGCUGGAACAAAGCCAAAGGCGAGAGUGGAGGUCAGUCUGAUUCAUGGGACAAGUUGAAAGGUACAAGUGAAGGAGAUGCAAAAGGUUGGAACAAAACGGAGUUCAGGAGCCAAGGUCAGGCUGACGGUUGGAACAAACCAAAGCCUUCAGGUGGUGAUUGGGCGUCCAGCUGGAAUGGGGAUGGAGGUGGAAAAAGCGAUCAAGCUGGGAGUUGGAAUAAACCAAAAGAUUCCGAUGGUGGGUGGGGAUCUGGUUCUAACAGAGGAAGGAUGGGGAAUUUUGAAGAAGGCGGAAAUAGAGAUCAAGAAGAUGGUUGGAACAAGCCAAGGAAUUUUGAUGGAGGUCGGGGAUUCGGUGGGAGGAGAGGAAGGGGAGGAGGAACUAGAGGAAGAGGUGGGAGAGAUUAUUCCGAAAGAGAAAAACCUUUUGGUGGUGACCAAGAGUCCGGUUGGAAUGGAGAUGGAGGUGGAAGAAGGGAUCAAGCUGAGAGUUGGAAUAAACCAAAAGAUUUCGAUGGAGGACGGGGAUCCAGUUGGAACAGAGGAGGGACGGGGAAUUUUGAAGGUGGAAAUGCAGAUCAAGAAGACAGUUGGAACAAGCCAAGGACUUUUGAUGGUGGUCGGGGAUUUGGUGGGAGAAGAGGAAGGGGAGGAGGAAAUAGAAGUAGAGGUGGAAGAGAUGGAAGAGAUUAUAACGAUAGAGGAAAACCUUUUGGUCGGGGUCAAUCAUCUGGUUGGAACAAAGAUUCAGAGAACUCUUGGAAUGAGGACGGGUCGUCUUCCAAGAACACUUCAUCUGGUUGGAACAACAGAAAUCAAGAUGCUGGCAGAAGCGAAAACAAAGCGGAUGGUUGGAAAGCAUCUGAUGGUGGUAAUGAAUCCAGUUGGAACAGAGGGUGGUCCAUGGGUAAAGAAGCAGGCAGAAAUGGAGAUCAGUCAUCUGGCUGGGAGAAGGAUCAAGUGGAAGGUCAUGAUGGUGGCAGAGGCCUUGCCGGAAACCAAUCCGGUUGGAACAGUGGUGAAUCAAGCAAUUGGAUCUCACCCAAAGCUUCCGGCGGAAACCAGUCAUCUGCCUGGAAUCAGGGAUCAACUUCAAAUGACGAUGCUGGAGGGAGUACAGAUCGAUCAGGUUGGAACAAAACAGAAGCAUCGGGUGGGAAUAGAUCAUCAGGUUGGAACAAAACCAAUGCUUUUGGUGGCAGUGGUUCAUCUGGUUGGGGCAGUGACACGGCUGCUAAUAAAGGAGCAGAUGGAAGCAGAAACGGAGGGAAGGGUGGGAGCCAAGAUGGCAAGCAGGGUUCUGGAUGGAACGAAGGGAAGUCUCCAGCCAAAGAAGCUGGAGAAAUUGGAGAUCAAGCUGAUGGUUGGAACAGUGGAAAAAGCCUUCAUAGCACCGGUGGAUCUGGUUGGAAUACCGGAGGGACUCCAACCAAAGAUGCUGGUGAAACUACAGGUUGGAACCGAGCAAAAACCAGUGAUGUUGCCAAUGCAUCCAGCUGGAACAAUGGAACUGAUCCAACGCAAGCAGCAGCUGGAGGUGGACAUCAAUCAGGCAGCUGGAACCAAGAAAGCAAAGCCCCUGCCGGGAAUCAAUCUUCUGGUUGGAACCAAGAAACCGUUGCAGAGAAACCAGCAGAGGGGAGCAUUGAUCAAGCAGACGGUUGGGAUAAAGCAGCUGACCCUUGGGGCAAAGGAGGUGCGGGAAGCAACAGCAAGGGCGGGUGGUAAUAGCUGUAGGGUGAUGUUUUUUGGAUGAACGCAAGACUUCUAUGGUAAGUAGGUUUUGUAAAUAUUGGGGUGAAUUUUGUCCUUGCCAAUGCUGAGUCAGGUGUUGGGAUCAAGGGUUAGAAAUCGGUUUCGAUGUAACCAUAUGUCCACCACCGAAACCGAUUCGUAUUUGCUGUAUUGGGUGAUAAGGGCUGAUACAGGCGGCUACCCAUCCUAUGGAAUAGAUUAGAUGAAUGGAUGGUCUGGAUUACUUGA